Molecule: messenger RNA, 3593 nt
Organism: Astyanax mexicanus (Mexican tetra)
Lineage: Eukaryota; Metazoa; Chordata; Actinopteri; Characiformes; Acestrorhamphidae
Product: gastrula zinc finger protein XlCGF26.1-like
Exons: 4
Coding region: 330-2321 (663 amino acids)
Biological process (GO): regulation of transcription by RNA polymerase II
Molecular function (GO): DNA-binding transcription factor activity; RNA polymerase II cis-regulatory region sequence-specific DNA binding
Source: RefSeq, a predicted model, not a curated record
AUCCAGGUGUGAGUCCUCCUCCAGUCCAGGUGGAGGUGCUGGUUCUACAGCUGUGGAGAAGAGUGAAGAAGAAGAUCCCAGUCCGCAGUGUCUUAUUCAACAACAGGAGCUGAUCUGCUGAAGGUUUUGGCAAAGCCUUGAGAUCCUCCUGUUUGUCCCCAAGAACGCUGAAGUCACCGGCCCUGCAUGGAAGUAGUAUGUCUGGUGUGAAGGGGGGCUUUUUCAGAAUGUAAUGACCUCCUGUUACAUAUCCUCUACUACGGCACCUAGUGACCUUUUUCUCUACAACCUCAAUCUACUUCAACAGACACCUCAAGAAAGAUAGCACAAUGUUGUCAUUAGACCAGAUCAAAUGUGAGGAUGACGUUUCUACAAGCUUCACUCAGACGAUAGAUAUGUCUGCUGCUGUACACAGUACUAUUUCCUGCACACAAACACAAAACAGCACAGAAGAAGAAAGAUGUUUUCAGUGUUUAGAUUGUGGAAAGAGUUUUAGUCAACCGGGUGUUUUCCAGAGACACCAGCGCAUCCUUUGCGGGGAGCAACUGUGUACAGAAUGUGGGAAGAGUUUUAAAGACUUCAGUACCCUCAAAAAGCACCAGCUAAUUCACGCAGAAAUAAAACCGUUUCCGUGCCUAGAGUGUGGAAUGAGCUUUAGUGACAGUAGCAACCUCAAAAAACACCAGCGCAUUCACACUGGAGAGAAACCUCAUCGCUGCUCAGAGUGUGGAAUGAGUUUCAGAAAGAGAAGUGGCCUGAAAAUACACCAGCGCAUUCACACUGGAGAGAAACCGUAUCACUGCACUGAGUGCGGGAUGAGCUUUAGUAUCACUAGUAACCUCAAAAAACACCAGCGUGUUCACACUGGAGAGAAACCGUUUCAGUGCUCCGAGUGUGGGAGGAGUUUUAGAAAUAGCAGUGCCUUCAAAGCUCACCAGCGCAUUCACACUGGAGAGAAACCGUAUCAGUGCCCAGAGUGUGGACAGAGCUUUAGAGACGGUGGUGGCCUUAAAAAACACCGGCGCAUUCACACUGGAGAGAAACCGUAUUACUGCUCAGAAUGCGGCAUGAGUUUCAGAGAGAGUAGUACCCUCAAAACUCACCAGCGCAUUCACACUGGAGAGAAACCGUAUCUGUGUUCAGAAUGUGGAUUAAAUUGUAGAGCUCUCAGCCAACUUCUGACACACCGGCGCAUUCACACUGGAGAGAAACCGUAUCAGUGCUUAGAGUGCGGGAAGAAUUUUAGAGACUAUAGUGCCUUUAAAAAGCACCAGCGUCAAAUUCAUACUGGAGAGAAACCGUAUCAGUGCCCAGAGUGUGGGAUGAGUUUUCGAGCCAUUGGCACCUUCCAAACCCACCAGCGAAUUCACACCGGAGAGAAACCGUUUCAGUGCGCAGAGUGUGGGCAAAGCUUUAGAGAUGGCAGUACCCUCAAAAGACACCAGCUAAUUCAUACUGGAGAGAAACCGCAUCAGUGCUCAGAGUGCGGACAGAGUUUUAGAGAGAGUAGCACUCUCAAAACACACCAGCGAAUUCACACUGGAGAGAAACCCUAUCCCUGCUUAGAAUGCGGGAAGAGUUUCGGAGUACAGAGUAAUCUCCAAACGCACCAGCGAAUUCACACUGGAGAGAAACCGUUUCGCUGCCCGGAGUGUGGACAGAGUUUUAGAGUCAAGGCUCAACUUCAAAAACACCAUCAAAUUCAUACUGGAGAGAAACCGUAUCACUGCUCGGACUGUGGGAUGAGUUUUCGAGCGAUUGGCACCUACCAAAAGCACCAGCGAAUUCAUACCGGAGAGAAACCGUAUCGCUGCUCAGAGUGCGGACAGAAUUUUAAAGAGAACGACGCCCUCAAAAGACACCAGCUAAUUCACACUGGAGAAAGACCAUGUCAGUGCUCAGAGUGUGGGAAAAACUUCAGAGACAGUAUCGCCCUUAAGAUGCAUCAGAGAAUUCAUACUGGAGAAAAGCUCCAUCAGUGCUCAGAAUGUGGGCAGAGUUUUAAAGAGAGUGGUGCUCUCAAAACGCACAAGCGAAUUCAUACCGGAGAGAAACCGUUUCAGUGCACAGAGUGCGGGAAAAACUUCAAAGAGAAGGGAACCCUCAAGAUACACCAUAGAAUUCAUACUGGAGAGAAGCCGUUUCAGUGCUCGGACUGCGGGAAGAACUUCAGAGAAAAGGGAACUCUUACGAUACAUCAGCGAAUUCAUACCGGAGAGAAACCGUAUCAGUGCUCAGAGUGUGGAAAGAGUUUCAGAGUACAGGGUGAUUUCAGGAAACACCAGAAAAUUCACACUGGAGAGAAACUGGAUUCAUGUUAAGAGUGUUGGAUUAAAAAAAGCAUUAAAUAGGAAAAUAAAAGCUUAAUCAUGCAAAACAGCUCGUUGCACCAAUGCACAGUGGGGGGAAAUCCCAUGGUGUAUUAUUGUGAAUAUAAUGUAAAGUAUUGAACAUAUUGUGUGGAAAUGUGUUAAAUGUUUUUUGUCUAGUUCAAACAUGAAAUCAGCUUAUCUCAAUACAGGAAGAGAUAAAAGAUGAGAAAGUGGAGACCUCUGGAGAACUUUGGGUUGGAGUUCGGACACUUUCAACUAGUCGUAGUCCUAUCAGGAGAGUCAAGAAGAAGAGAUAACCCAGUUAAAGGAGAACUCUGGUGUGAAAUGGACUUUGGGUGUAUUUAUUAAAACGUGAUAAAAAGUACUUAAAUUUGUUGAUUAGCUCUCCUCCGCUCUCCUGCAGCUUUCUGACAUCCAGUAUAUUGUGCUCUUUACCCAAACAGGCUUUAGAAUGAGUGAUGCAUUGUUUUUUCCACCGUUAUUCAGCUCAAAGUAGUUUCACAACUGACAUUUAAAAAACACAGUUUACAUCCCAUAGCGUAGGUAAAUCUCCGGGCGCAGUAAAUUUAAGUUACAAUAAAUCAACCAUCGAGCACGAGAACGAAUAGUUAAAUAUUUUGAGCGAUGUUUAUGCCAUUUGUUGUUGGUUCUUUGCAUUCUAAUAUCAGCAGUAACCAGUUAUUUUAUAUAUUUUCAGCAACAGUUGGAAUUCAUGCAUUUCCAAUCAAUUAAUUUUGCAAUAAACUUUUUUUCUUGUCCUCGACGGUUGACUUAUUGUAACUUAAACUUAAGAUGUUGGUGCACUGAGAUUUACCUACGCUAUGGGAUGUAAACAGUGGUUUACUGUGCACUUUUUAUUAGGGGUGUGACGAGAUCUCGCGAGAUUAAAACGUGACGAUAUUUCUCGUCAAGCUUAAACCUGUCUCACGGGAAAAAAACAGUUUAGUGUGGACCUUUUUACAGGGAUCUGGCAACCCAGUAGUGAUAGCAGCGAGUGUGGUGGCUGAGCAGUGAGAGCAGCUCUCAGCAGAAGAGGAAAAUUCAGGUAUUUGUAUAGAAGAUGCUUCUGCUACUUUUAAGUUGUAUGUCUGGCUGCAUUUUGGCUCCAGUGGAAACAAUAAACGGUAACAGAGUGACCAACAAGACACAAACCAUAUAUAAAUACUGUAAGUAAAUCCUACACGUGACUGUUUCAUAGACAGCUGUACUAAUCCCUUAGCUCUGUACUGUAUUUAAAAACAUGUUCUGUCUCUGUUUCAC